CUUACUUUCCUGUUAACUAGUUUCCCAGAAUCUCCAGUUCCCAAAAAUAAACAUAUUCAGAACAGGGAACUUAGAAGGGGAAACCUGGUUUGCUCCAAUCCCAAGCCAGUUUCCCCAUAGUCCAUUCUUACCCCCAAAAUAAAUAAGGCCCCUUCCAGACUGCCUCCUCACUAGAGCCUCCCCCAGGACAAACAGCUCCUGCUCCAGCUCCACCAUGAAGCUCUUCGCUGUCCUGCUGCUGGCCAGCCUGGCCUCCACCUCUCUGGCCAUCCUUCAUGAAUCAGAAGAUGAAAUCCCUUCGAAGACUCAAGUCAUCAGUGACUUCCCAGCUUCCCAGUUUGCUUCUAACAACCAUCCCAGGAAAGCCUCUAUCUCCAGUGAGGACCUCACCGUGGAGCCUUUCCUCUUCAGUGAAGAGCUGAUUUCCAAAGAGAACGUGGUGGUAAAAUCCACCAGACCAAUGAGUCAAAAACCUGAAAUCCUUCACCCCAUACUCCAAGGGGACAGUUCCAAAAGUUCCACAGAAGAGACAACAGAAUUCACUCCUACUGCUGCAACCACCUCGGAGGGAAAACUGAACAAGUUUGGCAAUAAAAUGGGGAAGGAUCUGAAGAAAGCAAUCAAAGGAAUCUUGGACUAUCUGAAAAGCCUGAUACCUGAUGCCAAUGAUGUCAUGAGGCCCUGAGGACAAGGACUCUGCAUCCCAGGCUGGGCCAUGAGAGGUGCCUACAUCACCCACACUGCACUCUUCCCAACCACCAUCUCGCAGCCCCUCAAAUCCAGGCAUUAAAGCAUUCAACCCAAACGCAGCUCUGUGGUGACUUUGUGGGAAAGGAGGCAGGAGGCCCCCACUAUUCUUCCUCAACUCCCCAACCCCCUUGAGUUCAAACCUCUCAUUCUCCUCUGCUUAC
This is a messenger RNA of Marmota monax (woodchuck), 911 nucleotides long. Its product is annotated as glycosylation-dependent cell adhesion molecule 1-like. The record is from RefSeq and is a predicted model, not a curated record. Lineage: Eukaryota; Metazoa; Chordata; Mammalia; Rodentia; Sciuridae. The transcript is spliced from 4 exons. Bases 215 to 685 code for a protein of 156 amino acids.